GAUCCUCAGUAUAAGAUGUUCUUGGAAAAUUUGAGGGAAGAAGGGAAUUCCUAUGUUUACUCAUGCUUUGUGGAAAACCAGCUUGUUCAUAUAAGGUAUGAGGGUGAAGAAGAAGAAGAAGAAAGAUUGUGUAAUGAUCUCAAGGUAGACACUAAGAUGUUAAACGGUUUGCCACGGAAGGAUAAGACUCGAAAUCUAGCAAAUACCAGGAGUGAUUCAAUGAGAGAACAGACAGGUGGCUCAAUGGAAUCUCAGCAAAGUUUGGAGACUGAAAGAGGACCUUGUAAUAGAAGGCCACAUCAAGAUGUAUCUAGUGUUCCCAAUAUCAAUUGCCGCAGGGAUGUGCAGUUUGAUGAUGUGGAUGAAGACUACCAAUUAUUCCUGAAUUCUUGUAGGACAGAUGAUGAUAGUUUGGUCUAUAUGGAUAGUGAAUUAAUAGGAAAGAGUUCAAAUGUUAGGCAAAAUUCACAAGUUUCUGAUCAGGCAUUUGAUACUCCCAAAUUGGAGUGUGACGUUGAUGAAGAUUACCAACUAAUCCUGAAUUCUGCUAGGAUUGUUGAUGGCGAUUUGGUUUAUAUGCCUGACAGGAAUAUCACAACGACAUGCAAGAUGGAAGGUGGUAGUAAUUCCUCUGACCCAGAUCUAAUUCUUCUAGAACCUGAUCAAAUUUGUGAAAACACUCCAUUCAUUUCUUCAAAAACAUAUGAUUCAUCGUGGUUCGAAAGUGAAAUGAACCCCAGAGACAGCAGGAAAUUCUCUGCUUAUGAUAAUUCUCAGUUUAGGAAAAGACUAAUGGAAUAUCUUGAAAGGCCUUAUGACCAAGAAGAAUGUGUGGUUAUUCUGAAUGAAGUACGUCGACAAAGGCAAAAAGAACGUCAUGUAGAAACUCGUCAGGGCGUGGUUAAAUCAUAUUGCACUGAUGGUGUCAACAAAUCAUAUCUUCAGUUGUACCCUGAUUUAGGAAAAGCAAUUGCCAAAUUCAAGGAACCACAUAGGGUUUUGUUUCUCUUGCGUGGAUUUCUUUUCUGGUUGCAAAAUUUGACCCACGAUGGAAUAUUUCGGCCUUGGCUUGACAAAUCAUGUUUGGAGAUUUUGCAAAAAAUGUAAAUUUGGAAUCUUGCUAUAUCUAAGAUUUGGAAGCAAGAGUAUAACAAACUUGAAUGGGCAAUG
This is a messenger RNA of Gastrolobium bilobum, 1170 nucleotides long. RefSeq lists its product as uncharacterized. NCBI's taxonomy places the organism in Eukaryota, Viridiplantae, Streptophyta, Magnoliopsida, Fabales, Fabaceae. The transcript has 4 exons. The record is from RefSeq and is a predicted model, not a curated record. Bases 16 to 1107 code for a protein of 363 amino acids.